Castor canadensis (American beaver) is the source of this 3058-nucleotide messenger RNA. Its product is annotated as HLA class II histocompatibility antigen, DM beta chain. Gene Ontology annotation, cellular component: membrane; MHC class II protein complex. The record is from RefSeq and is a predicted model, not a curated record. Gene Ontology annotation, biological process: immune response; antigen processing and presentation. Lineage: Eukaryota; Metazoa; Chordata; Mammalia; Rodentia; Castoridae.
GGUAGGAACGGGUUUGGGAUCUAGGGGCUGGGUAGUGAGAAUCAAGGGACCUGUGCAAUACCAUAUGUCACUCAGUGUGUGGAGAUCAUUUACCCAGACUGGGGCCUCCGGUACAGAAGAAGACCCAGCAAGAACUGGUCCAGGGGCUUGAACUCCCCACAUCUUUGUAGAGCAGAGCAUGAUCCCACUCCUGCCUCUGCUGCUAGGCCUCAGCCUGAGCUGCACUGGAGCAGGUGGCUUUGUGGCUCACGUGGAAAGCACCUGUCUAUUGGAUGAUGGUGGGACUCCAAAAGAUUUCACAUAUUGUAUCUCCUUCAACAAGGAUCUGCUGACAUGCUGGGAUCCAGAAGAAGGAAAAAUGGCCCCUUGUGAAUUCGGGACACUGAAUCCUUUGGCCAGAUACUUAUCAGAUUACCUCAACAAUCAGAAAAGUCUGCUCCAGCGUUUGCACAAUGGGCUCCAAGACUGUGCCACACACACCCAGCCCUUCUGGGAGUCACUGACCAACAGAACACGACCACCAUCUGUGCAAGUAGCUCGAAUCACUCCUUUUAAUACAAGGGAGCCUGUAAUGCUGGCCUGUUAUGUGUGGGGUUUCUAUCCUGCUGAUCUAACCAUUUCGUGGAUGAAGAAUGGGAAGCUUAUCACCCCUGACCACAGUGCCCAGAAGACUGCCCAGCCCAAUGGAGACUGGACAUAUCAGGCCCUUUCCCAUUUAGCCUUAACCCCCUCUUAUGGGGACACCUACACCUGUGUGGUGGAACACAUUGGGACUCCUGAGCCCAUCCUUCGGGACUGGACACCUGGGCUGUCCCCCAUGCAGACAGUGAAGGUUUCUGUGUCUGCUGUGACCCUGGGCUUGGGCUGCAUCCUCUUCUCUCUUGGUUUGUUCAGCUGGCAGAAGGCUAGAUCCUCCAGCUAUAUUCCUCUCCCUGGAUCCAAUUAUCCAGAAGGUCGGCACAUUUCCUAAGGCCAAAAUCUUACAACUUCCAUUUCAAGGAAGAAGGAGAUUCAAACUGUUAAUGAAGCUAUCAUGCCUCCCGACAUCUUCAGUAUCUCCUCCCCCAUUUUCUUAAGACUAAGGUUUCUCCAUUCAUUUCUUUGACUUUCCAAACUCCCCCUACAAAAACCUUAGUAACUUGGGGGAACUCAUUCCUGGGAAUACUCUGUGAUCAAAUUAUUGUCCAAGAUUAUAUUUCUGGGAUGAAUAUAAUUGAAGAGGGAGCUGAAGUCCCUCCUGAAGGCUCCACUGUGCCACAGGGCACAGUGAGCUGCUGGUGGUCAUCUCUAAAAUAAAGUGGUGGAAAUACUAGUUUUCUAUGUGUUUUUCCUGAGGCCCUAUGGAUGGAAUAUGGAAUAGGGCUAAGGCCAAGCUUCUCCUACUUGAGUGAAGGAGUCAGUGCCUUCUCCUGUUUUCCUUUUAGACAUGACAGAAUUGGUGGCAGGUUUUAAAGUUAUAAUUGAUGUGAAGAAAUUAGGCUGCUGUGAGAUGGAGUCACCAAGUAAGGAAGAGAGAGGUAUAACAGCUUAUUCAUUUUAUAGGGGGGUCUUACGAGGAUUAGAUGAGUUUAUUCCUAUAAAAGACUAAGAAAAUGCUGGCAAUGUGAUUCCACAAUAGGUGCCUUAGUGAUUAUCAGAUAGUCAACAUUCUGGGCCAGGCAUUGUGCCACAUGCUUGUGUGUGUUAUUUUCUUUGAUCUUCGUCACAAGAUGAAGAAAGUCAGGAAUCAGGAGGACAGAGCUUAACUUCACAUUUGAGUUCUAGAAAGUUAAUUUUUCCGUACCCUAAGUGGGGAUGGGAGCAUAGCUUGAGUGCAUGUCUUCAGCAGUGGGCCAAGUGCUUUGCAUCUGCAUCUCUUCUCUUCUUACAAUAACCACAUAAGGCACUGAUUGUUUCCUUCUAAGUCACAGACCAAGGAAGUAAGGUUCAGAAGAGUUAAAUAACUUGUCCAAGGUCAAAGAACAAAUUCUUUAUAGGGUGUUUGUCUACCUGAGUUGGAAGUAAGAUUAUUCUGAAGAUCCUCAUGUGAGAUUAGCCCAGCUCUCUGGAAGGUCACCCUUCCAUUCCCUUCUAUCCAAAAUCCAAGGGACACCCACCAUUGGGGGAUAGAUUUCAUCUUUUGAAGAGAGGACACCAUUUGAUGCUGUUUGUUUUCCCGUGGAGAUAACUGGUAGACAUAGAAAUUUGGGCUGUAGAAUUAUUUUUGUAAUAAGAAUUGGAAACUCAACUGCCAGGGAGGGAAAGAAACCAAGAUAUGGAAAGAAAUAAAGACAAGCACUGAAGGAGCUUAAUCUAACAGGAUUGUGGAGAGAGAAUAAGGCAUUAUGGACACAGGUUUGCAUAUGGGUAUCUAUGUAACAACUCAUAAAAUCAGGUUUUCAUGAGCUAGGGGGAAGGAAUCAGAAGACAGACUAUGUGUAGAACCUUCCUGUGGGCUCUUUCUGUAGUAGGUGUGGGUGGGGUGGUCAUGGGGCUAGAACCUUCUGUUCCUAGACUGUUUCCAUACUUACGGGGCCUAGAGAAAAAUGGGGGAACCAUUCAUCAUACAAACUUGAUGUCCAAGGUAGAUGCUCAGUGUUUUCCCAAUCAAUAUAUUGAUCACCACAUUCAUAAUUUCCCCAGACAGAUCCUGUGAUUAAAACAUCUCAUUUGGAAAGAGUUUAUGGAAGAAGUCAAUGGGGGGGAGGGGAAAUUGUUCAUGAAUUCAAAUGUUUAUUCUCUGAUCAAGACAAUAGAGGAUAGGAAGAAAUGGAGUGAUGUGUGCUUGGGAAGGUAAUUGGUAAAUGUAGGAUCAGAAAUUAAUCUCUGUAAAUUUUGCCAGUUUUAUUUUUCAUUUUUGACAAAGCAAAUUCCUUUUGAAAUUCUAGUCUAGUUUUGGGGUGGGAUUUUGAGUCUUAUCUAUUCCUGGGCAGUUUUGAAAGAGAAUCUGUACAUCUGAGGGGUCUGGUCACAGUAGUGUGGACCAAAGGAACAGGACACCAGGAGAAGGGAGGAGAGAAUCAGCUAAUUGGAUAACCUCCAUUCUCCCCCUAGAGAUUACCAGUGUAGGCUUUUCUCU